Molecule: messenger RNA, 2149 nt
Organism: Closterium sp. NIES-67
Lineage: Eukaryota; Viridiplantae; Streptophyta; Zygnematophyceae; Desmidiales; Closteriaceae
Source: the annotation of a GenBank genome assembly
ACCCCGCAUGCCGCCGAUAACAGCGGAAGAUAUCACGAAGCUGUGUGAAGCCGUUCCUCCGGAUUUAGCGGAACUCAUUCGAAAAUACCCCGAGAUUUUCCCGGACGAUCUACCCACCGGACUUCCGCCAAGCCGACCCGAAGACCAUCGCAUAGAGCUGGAACUAGGCGCACAACCGAUAGUACAGCGACAAUUUCGGCUCAGCCAACCUGAACUCGAAGAAUUGCAGCAGCAGCUGGAUUACCUCCUGACGAAGGGUUUUAUCCGACCCAGCACGUCCCCAUACGCCGCCCCGAUACUGUUCACACCGAAAAAAGAUGGAGGAUUCCGCAUGUGCAUCAACUACCGCGCGCUCAACCGCAUCACCAUCAAGUCCCGUUACCCGAUCCCGCGAGCCGACGAUCUCCUCGACCAACUUCGCGGAGCCAAGUUCUUCUCAAAAAUCGACCUGCGAGGAGGUUACCAUCAAAUUCGCGUCGCCGCCGACGAUUGUCACAAACCCGCUUUCCGAACCCGCUACGGCAGUUACGAAUACCCGGUGAUGCCCUUUGGCCUCACGAACGCUCCCUCGACUUUUCAGAUGACUAUGAACGGUCAGCACUUAAAGGAUCUUGAUGCAGUCUUCACGCUGCUGCACAAGAAUCGCCUCAUCACGAAAGGGUCUAAGUGCGAUUUUCUUAAGCAGGAGUUGGAGUUUUUGGGACACGUCGUCUCUACCGAAGGCGUGAAAAUCGACCCCAAGAAAAUCAAGACUAUCCAGGAAUGGAAGCCGCCGACCAACCCUAAGGAACUGCUGAGUUUUCUGGGUUUCGUCAACUACGUCCGCCGCUUCAUCCCCAAUAUGGCUGGGUUAUCUGCUCCACUAACUGACCGCCUGAAGGAUCACGACUGUUUUUGGUGGGGAGAGAAGCAGCAAGCUGCAUUCGACCAACUCAAAAUCGCCCUCACGUCGCCGCCCAUACUUCGCAUCUCCGAUCCCGACCGUCCAUACGAAGUCGUCACCGUCGCCAGCGACAUCGCCAUCGGUGCAGUUCUCCUACAGGAUUUCGGCGACGGGUUACAACCAGUCGCCUACGAAUCACGGAAGCUGCAGGGCGCGGAGAAGAACUAUACAGUACACGACAAGGAAAUGCUGGCGAUCGUGCACGCGUUCAAAACCUGGCGGUGCUACCUGACAGGAGCUGAUGUCACGGUGCGGACGGACCACAAAUCCUUACAGUAUCUGCGCGCCCAACCGAAUCUCAACCCGCGACAGAUCCGAUGGCUCGAUUUCCUCGAGUCCAAUUUCCAUUACACCAUCACCUACAAACGGGGUGCCAAUAAUAUCGCCGAUGCCUUAACCCGCCCUACUGUCCAUACCGCCGCGAUACUAGUCGCCCAGACCAACCCAUUACUUACGGGACUAUUCACCCACGGCUACAAGAUCGAUCCCUUUUUCCGCUCAGCCAUCCAUCAACAGCAUACCACCGCCACCGGGCCAUAUUUUUAUAAGCGUGGUACUUCUCGCAUUUGGAUGUUGCAGCGGAAUUAUUACUGGCCGAACAUGGCCGAUGACGUGCGCAAGUACGUGUCCUCCUGCACUGCCUGCCAUAUUAUGAAAUCGUCGCAUCAGCGAGCAGCCGGACUACUACAGCCGUUGGAUCCGCCCGGGCGACCCUGGCAACAGGUCACGAUGGACUACGUGACAGGACUACCGGCCGGUCCCAGCGGAAACGAUGUCAUCCUCGUGGUCGUUGACCAACUCACGAAAAUGGCGCACUUCAUCGCCUGCCAACAGACAAUCACAGCCGAACAAACCGUGCGACUGUUCCUCACGAACGUCAUCCGACUGCAUGGACUGCCCUCCGCCAUCAUUUCAGACCGAGACCCGAAAUUCACAUCGAAUUUCUGGCGCCAGCUGUGGGACCAAUUCGGCACCAAACUCCAAUUUUCAUCCGCCUACCACCCACAAACCGACGGGCAGACCGAACGCGUCAACCAGACCAUGGAACAACUGAUUCGCACUACCUGUACUGACCCAUCAACAUGGGAGCAAUCUCUUCCGCUGCUCGAAUUCGCGUAUAAUAACGCGACCUCCGCCACAACCAACCAGUCCCCAUUCUUCCUCAACUACAGACAGGACCCAUGAAUGCUAGAGGUUGCGACAUUU